AUGCCACGUCAACUGAGAAAAAGAGGCCGAGAGAGCUGUGGGGAACUGCAGACGGAGUCCACGAAGCGUCCCCGGCGUACGUGCAAGGCUGCAACAUCCACCCCCAACUCAUCCCCGUUGACCGCGGAAGUCGAAGACGCAACUCGUCGCAACUCAUCCACCCUCUUGACGCAACUUCCUUUAGAAUUAAUACUUGAGAUUUGCUCUCUCCUGCGGCCCCUUGAUCUUCUGCAAUUGGCACGCGCGAGCAAGCCCUUUAGAAGUACUCUCAUGAAUCCGUCAUCGAAACCUUCGUGGAAGGCCGCCCGGAUGAAUGUCGACACAUUCCCGGUCACCAUUCCCUUUCCCGACUGCCCACCUUGCCUGAGCGAGCCUCUAUAUGCUGCUCUGAUGUUCGACAAUCUUUGCAUGUGCUGUGGAGAAGCCUGUGGCUACGACGACGUCUUGUGGACUUUCUUCGUACGCUACUGCCCCUCGUGCAGAGACCUCAGGCUCGCUACCGCACGUGACAUAGACAAGGAUACUUAUUUCUCAUUUGCACACUGGAACGCCUGCGCCCACACCGUAGUCAAACGUUCAAGGAGGUAUGAAACCGUGUACCACCGCCCAGAGAUCAGCCACGUGGAGUCGCUCCUUGCAGAAACCAAAAACGUGGAAGAACGUCAAGCACUGACGGUAGAGCUCGUGCAGAAUUUGUCCGAUCAACGAAAGCAUGUGGAAAUCUGUGAGAAUUGGUUCCACCGCAUGAGCAGCGAGUGCAAGCAACAGAGACUUAAUGCGGUUAUGUCACAUUUAAAAAAGUUGGGGUAUGAGCCAGAUAUAAGGUAUCUGAACUCCAUGUACAAGCCAUUGUCAACCCAUCCACUGGUGUGCAUUCGUGAAGGAUUGAGAAAUGAAGGAUGGGAGCAAAUCCGGCCUGCCAUCAUCGAGUUCAUGGAAGAACGGAAGGUGAACCGUAUGGGGUGGGAGCGAGUAUAUGCGCUGAGGGACCGCCUCGAUGUCCUCGACGCGGCUCUGAUCAAAAUUCGGGUCAAGGCGGCCGCCACAGAAGUGCUGCCGCACUCGAUCGAUGUCGUGGCCUACCCCGAAAUUGAGAGUUUGCUCACUGGCGAUAAGAGCCUUUCAGAAUCAAUCUUUACGGAUGCGCUAAAGGAAGUGAUUCCCCGUUGGCUUCGGGACGUCGACAAAGAACUCGCGGAGCACUUCAAGCCCGCCAGCUACGUUCCUCUUAACGACGAGCAUUCUCGACGAAAAUCUGGCCCGGCGACAGUAGAGCUGGCAAGAACCGUCUUCAAGUGUUCGUGCGGUGAGAUCCGCUUUUGGCCUACAGUGGCUUGUCACAAGCAUCAUUGCGAGAAAGAACGUGCGCGGGAUUACCAAGGCCCUGACGUCCGCUCUAAGACAUAUACCGGGAAGAUAUAUCCGGUCGGUAUGCCCCUGCUGGAUGCCGCCGCUGGUGGGCGGUACUUCCCCAUCGAGCCGUGGAGGCCUGACUGGUUCACACUGUGUGAUGACCAAGUGAAGCAUGUAUUCAAAGCCUGUGGGAAAGACCCCGCAACUACUACGUGUGACGACAUGGAUAGGCUUGAUGUGAGGUUCUCAUGCAAGACAUGCAACAAGCCAGGACGGUCGAUCGUUAUCAUGCAUUGGCGGACCGCAAUUUAUCAUUGCCUAACAGAACAUCAAUACGCAUCUUCUGCAACCGCUUGGGAGGUCGUGGAUGCGCCGCAGGCUGCAGAAUCCAAACGGCUGGAGAACGCACGAAAGGGCAAACUUCUGCAAGAAUACGACGCAGAGACUCUCUGGCAAUGCGCGCGUUGUCUCUUCGGCACAAGGAAGACUGGGAUGUCCGACGAGUCACUGUCCCAGAGUGAGAUGUUGAAGCAUCUGCGAUACCACCAUAGGAUCCGUCAACAGUCUGCGUACGAAAUGAUCGCAGAUCGCGAUCGCCUGUCGCGUUUGACGCCUCCAGUACGACUUUUCUCGGACAAGCUCUCGGCGCGCGAUCUUCGUCCUGCCGAGGACGACAUGCUAAUAGACGGUCGUGCAGCGUUCUUUGCGUUCCCCGCUGAAAACGCUGGUACCGGUCGCGCAACGGCCACACGGACGUCUUCGAGGACGGCUGCGAAGCAACGUCGCGGCUGA
Sparassis crispa is the source of this 2145-nucleotide messenger RNA. RefSeq lists its product as hypothetical. The transcript is spliced from 9 exons. NCBI's taxonomy places the organism in Eukaryota, Fungi, Basidiomycota, Agaricomycetes, Polyporales, Sparassidaceae. Bases 1 to 2145 code for a protein of 714 amino acids. Gene Ontology annotation, molecular function: protein binding. The record is from RefSeq and is a predicted model, not a curated record.